This is a messenger RNA of Meloidogyne enterolobii, 649 nucleotides long. NCBI's taxonomy places the organism in Eukaryota, Metazoa, Nematoda, Chromadorea, Rhabditida, Meloidogynidae. The record is from the annotation of a GenBank genome assembly.
UUUUUCGAAGUUUGUUACAAGGACCCAAUUUAAUACUACCUUACUGUCUGACCAAAUAAAUAUUUUCUCAAAUUCUAUAUCGCUUUCCUUUUUGAUGAAUUCAUAUAAUCUUUUACCAGCCACUGCCGCCAUUAGUUCAAGUCUAGGGAUGGUUAGUUUUCCUUUUAUUGGGGCUAAUCUACUUUUUGCAAAAAUUAUUGAAGAAUUUUUUCUUUGGGUGAUAUAAGCCACUGCGCCAAAUGCUUUGGCGCUUGCGUCGACAAAAAUAUGUAAAUUAGAUUUUUCGUUUUUAUUGACCACUUUUCUUCGAAUAAGGAAAUUUCCGAAAUCAUAUUGAAUUUGUUUAAACUUUUCUUGAAGCUCUCCUGAGAGUUUAUCGUCCCAACCGUAUUCCGGAUAAUUCCAUAAUUCUUGAAAAAAUAAUUUUCUUUUUAAAUUUACUGGAACAAUCAUGCCUAGUGGGUCAAAGCUUGACGCGAUUGCUUUUAAAACAUUUCUUUUAGUUAAUUUCUCUUCAAUUUUAAUUUCUUUUAAUUCCAUCAUUAGUGCAUCUUUUGAAGUGUCCCAUGAAAUGCCCAAUAUUUUUACUAAGUCUGAUUUAUUGCCGAAAUGUGUAUUUACUAUUCUUAAAUUACUACAAAAUUCGUGA